GUAUUAUGCAGAUAAACCGCCAUGCCUGUAAAGAAGAAAGACCUCUACCUGGCCAAAUCUCUGAAGGCUCUAAAUGACCUUGCUGCUUUACCAGCUAAAAUGACAAAUAACCCCAAAAUACUGUUGAAAUCUGCAGAGAAAAUCAACAAAGAAGCUGUCCUCAAUGAAUCACUAGGAGAUGAGGAGAAGGCGUACAUUAUGUACAUGAAGUACUUUAAUAUUGUCACCCUUAUCAGGAAGUCCCCAGAUUACAAGAAACAAAAGGACUAUUUUGAUAGUUUGAUUGGACAGAAAACUUUGCUGAAAUGUAUGGAUAAAGCAGAGGAAUUAUCAUCAAACCUUAAGGACAGAUAUGAGUUAGCAGAGGCUGAGGAUGUAGCAAGCAAGUUAUCUCCCCUUGACGAUAAAACUGGUCCUCAAGAGGAACCAGUUAAAUCUGAGGAAAAAGUUCCAAAACCCAAAGAGGAGACAGAAAGUGCAGGCAAAAACAGCGAUAAAGCAGCAGAUGCUAGCCAAGAGACUGCUGGGAAAAUAAGCCCAGUACAGCUGUAUGAUUUGUUAAAUGACAAGGAAACAAGUCUGAUUAUAAUGGAUGUAAGACCAGGAUCACAGUAUCAGGAGUCACACAUCAAACAUGAUUCCUGUAUCAAUGUACCAGCGGAUGUUAUCAAACCAGGGACCACAGCAAUCUACAUAGGGGGAGCAUUACCUGAGGAGGCAAAAGGGCUGUGGGGAAAACGGGGUCAAGUGGAUCACAUCGUCCUACUGGACUGGAACUCGACCUUAAAUCAAGUCACCAUAGCAACACCUCUCCGUACACUGAAGGAUGCCUUGUUCAAGUAUGAUUCAUCAGUGAUCAUUAAGAGUGAGCCUUUAGUCCUGGAAGGGGGUUAUGACCAGUGGCUCAUGUACUACCCCCAACUGACCACUAAUGCUAGAGUGACCAACCCAACCCAGGAGGGACCCACCUCAUCAGCCCCUUCCUUGGAUUUUGACUAUCCCGACUUUGAUGAGGAUUUUUCAUUAACCCCCAAACCUAAACCAAAGCCUCAACCAGUGACAGCCUCAGAUCCUCUAGGUGUCCUCAGCAGUGUAAAUGACACUAGUAAGCCUGCAGCACCCACAGCUGGGGGUCAGGUCAGGCCGGGAGUCCCCUCCAUAGACAGGUCAACAAAGCCUAAACCCUCACCCUCAAGCAACAGUCUGAAUCGUCUAAAUAAUUCCUCCACACCUGCCCUGUCAGACACUAAGUCUGUAUCUCAGCCUAAGAACAACUUAAUGGCAGAGGCCCAGAGGAAAGAAGAAGAGAGGAGGGCUUCAGAAGAAGCCAGGAGAAAGGAAGAGGACAUGAGGACACAGGUAAAGAGAGAUGAGGACCUGAAGGCUCAGACAAAGCAGGAUAAAGAGGCAGAGGAGCAGGAGGCGAGGAGACUCAAGUUACAGAGAGAAAUACAGGAGUUGGAGAGGUUGAAAAUGGAGCAGGCUCGAGAUGUGGCAGAUUUGAUGAGGAAGAAGAAAGUUAUAAUGGAGGAGAAUCAGAGAGAACAGAAGACAGACACACAGACAAAGUCAGCAGAGGAUGAGAGGAGAAGGAAAGAGCUUGAGAGGCUUGAAGUGGAGGAAAAAGAGAUAAGACGGAAACAGGAGGAAAUGGAGCGAGAGAAACAGCGAAGGUUGGAGGAAGUGGAGAGACUGAGGCAGGAGAGGAAGAAGAGGGAAGAAGAGGAGGCAGAGAAGAAGGCUCUAGAUAAGGCAAGAGAAAAUGCCAGACUGGAAGAAGAGAGACGUAAACUGGAGCUGAAGAAAGCGGAGGAUGAGGCACAGAGACUGCGAGAGGAAAAGGAGAGGAGAGAGGCACAGAGGAGGGCUGAGGAAGACAGACAAGAGGCACAGAGGAAGAAAGAAGAAGAGGAGCGAAGGGAGGCAGACAGGAAACGACAGGAGGAGGACCAGAAGAAAGAGGAGGAGAGGAAGAGACAGGAGCAGAUGAAGAAAGUAGAGGAGGAAAAGCAAGAGAAAGAAAGAAAAGAGAAAGAGAGGGCAGAUCAGGCCAGACGUGAAGCCGAAGAGAAACUCCGCAGACUAGACUUUGCUGAGUCCCAGCCUUCCAAACCAAGAACCAUCCCCUCCCCAAACCUCCCAGCUGGAUGGGAGAAGAGACUUGAUCCCAACACAAGGAGGUACUACUACAUCAACCACAACAAAGGAACCACCCAAUGGGAACCACCUUACAUCCAGACAAGUCGACCAUCAGGACAGCUGUCCAUUACUAAACUCAAAGAUGAACCUUCAACUCCAAACCGUGGACUGACCCGGUCCAACUCCUCUCCUAAUAUUGCUAAGAUGAUGUUUGAUGAAGAACAGGCGCCCAAAACUCGUCCCACCAUAGACAGAACCAUCAAACCUAUGGAAAGAGUUGACCAUCCUAAACCAAAGCCCAGAAAAGCUCUACACAGAGAUCUGAACCCAGUCUAUGGAAAUGUGGGUAGAGCACUAACAGGUCUACGUAACCUUGGCAACACAUGUUACAUGAAUUCCACCAUCCAGUGUUUAAACAACACAUCACCCCUGGCAACAUAUUUCCUAACAGACAUGUAUUUAUAUGAUAUAAACAGGGAAAGUCAGCUUGGUUACUAUGGUGAAGUAGCAGACGACUUCUCUGUCAUCAUUAAAGCCUUGUGGUCAGGACAGUACAAAUGUAUCACCCCUAGAGACUUCAAGUACAUCGUGGGAAAACACAACCCAGACUUUGCUGGAACCACUCAGCAGGACAGCCAUGAUUUUCUGACAUUUCUGAUGGACGGACUUCAUGAAGGACUCAAUAAGGUAAAGAAGCGGCCCGAGAUCCCAGAACAGGAGAACGAUAACCUGCCGGACACCCAAGCUGCCGAGCUAGCCUGGAAACAUCACCAGAUGUGUAACGAAUCCAUCAUAGUAGAGCUGUUCCAGGGCCAGCUAAAGUCCACCCUGAUGUGUCUACACUGUCAGAAAAUGUCCGUCAAUUUUCAGGCUUUCAUGUUUCUCACUCUCCCCCUCCCUCCAUCAUCACGGUGUAGCCUUGGGGAUUGCUUGAGGUUGUUCCUGAAAGAGGAGAAACUGACAGGAAGCAGUAGGUGGCGCUGUCCACGAUGUAAAGUUGACCGUGACGCUGUCAAGAAAAUUGACAUCUGGAGACUUCCCAGAAUUCUUCUUAUCGGGCUGAACAGAUUUGUAUAUAAGGGUCAGUGGAGAGAAAAGAUAAAUAGCCAUGUGGAUUUCCCCUCUAAGAACCUUGACUUGAACCCAUACUUAGAUGGGCCCAUAUCUUCAAAGAUCAUCUACAAACUCUACGCUACCUCAAAUCACACUGGCACAUUAGAUGGAGGACAUUAUACAGCAUAUUGCCGUAACCCAUGUACACAGAACUGGUACAAAUAUGACGACGACCAUGUGUCCGAGAUAUCGGAGUCAUCUGUUAGGACUUCAUCUGCGUAUGUCCUGUAUUACACAUCCGUGGAGCUUACACCUCCAAACUUCAGACAACAUUUCUAAUCCACCUUGUAUGAUCCACCGAUAUCACAUCAGAACCUGACCCACCUAACUAGAAGACCACAGGUCAUGUC
Messenger RNA from Saccostrea echinata, 3602 nucleotides. RefSeq names its product ubiquitin carboxyl-terminal hydrolase 8-like. The coding region runs from base 22 to 3531 and encodes 1169 amino acids. Gene Ontology annotation, biological process: endosome organization; Ras protein signal transduction; protein K63-linked deubiquitination. The record is from RefSeq and is a predicted model, not a curated record. Gene Ontology annotation, molecular function: cysteine-type deubiquitinase activity; protein binding. Gene Ontology annotation, cellular component: dendritic spine; cytosol; extrinsic component of endosome membrane. NCBI's taxonomy places the organism in Eukaryota, Metazoa, Mollusca, Bivalvia, Ostreida, Ostreidae. The transcript is spliced from 25 exons.